AUGAGUUAUGUGUCCCGGCUGUUUCCACCCUACUACAAAUAUGCCGUGUUCGUGUUCGUCGGAUUUCAAUUCCUCUAUUUGAGGCAUCUGACAAUCAGCAGCUUUGAUACUACGAGCGCUAUUACGAAUGGUUUCGAUGACACCUGUAAAGAGGAACUGUUGCCAGGAUUCGAGGAGGGGUCACCGACGGGAGCGAUUUUCCUCGAAAAUGGUCGUGUGGCUGGAGUCGGUCGGGGUACAUACAAGUACAAAAUGAUGGUCCUGUGGGUUGUGUCAACAGUGGGCGUCCUACUCUGCAUGGUCAUCGUCAUUCCACAGUUUUUCGAUUUCAACGACAAACGCGGAAAUCCGAGCCAUCUCUGCCUUGUUCAUCGACGAUUGGCUUGGCUGUUGUUCUUCGUUAUGGCGGUGUUCGUGACGACCAUGUGCCUGGCAGUGCUGUGGGCAUGGCAUGGUGGAGGAGCAGCGUCGAGAUCGUUCCAUGAGCAUUUCGCAGCCGCCGAGAAAGAAGAAGUCUUUCUCACCGAACUCGAAGAAAGCUUCGACUGUACAAAUGACGAUGACAAGGAGGUGCCUGACGAGCAUGUGAGCGUGGCGUGA
Messenger RNA from Ostertagia ostertagi, 600 nucleotides. The record is from the annotation of a GenBank genome assembly. Lineage: Eukaryota; Metazoa; Nematoda; Chromadorea; Rhabditida; Trichostrongylidae.